Paramecium octaurelia is the source of this 372-nucleotide messenger RNA. The record is from the annotation of a GenBank genome assembly. Lineage: Eukaryota; Ciliophora; Oligohymenophorea; Peniculida; Parameciidae.
AUGAAAAAUAAAAUAUAAUUUACUGUUAAUUAGAUAUAAAAACCUUCAGAAUAUAAUGCUUUAUUGGAUAAACAUUUAUCAUGUUAUUUUCAAAGUAAAUAAGUAAUCAAGACUUUAAACAGAGGUAGACUAAUUAAUAAAAAAGGAGAAAUCCUUGAUUAUAGAUUAUAAAAAUAAUACAUAAGGUAUCAUUCAGAAUUUCCACUUGAUAAGUUACCACUGUUGGAAAUUCAGGGAAGACUUCAUACUUAAAAAUAAAGGGAAAAAAUAAAAUCUCAAAGUGUUAAUUUGACAUAGGAAUAAUUAUCGUACCACUUAAAUAAUACCUAUUUAAAGAAACCUGAAAUAUUGGGAAGAAGAAAAAUAAUAUGA